Messenger RNA from Rhododendron vialii, 2529 nucleotides. Its product is annotated as pentatricopeptide repeat-containing protein At4g14850. Bases 159 to 2210 code for a protein of 683 amino acids. NCBI's taxonomy places the organism in Eukaryota, Viridiplantae, Streptophyta, Magnoliopsida, Ericales, Ericaceae. Gene Ontology annotation, biological process: RNA modification. The transcript has 2 exons. Gene Ontology annotation, molecular function: zinc ion binding; protein binding; RNA binding. The record is from RefSeq and is a predicted model, not a curated record.
CAACUCAGGCUCGUUGACAUCCAUAGGGUCCAAGAACCCUUCUUCCGUUGGUUCUAGGUGCUAGUAAUAGUUGGCCCAGACAUCCUCGUUGCUGCAUUUGCCAUGCACCAACCAAGCCCCCACCACCUCUAGCAAAACGAUGGCUCUCUCUCAACAAAAUGCCCUUCCUAACCCCCGCCGCCGCCGCCUCCCUCAUCGAGUCCGCCGUGUCAACUCACUCCCCCCUCCUCGGCCGCUCCACCCACGCCCAAAUCCUCAAAACCCUCUCCACCAUUCCUCCCUUCCUCUCCAACCACCUCAUCCACAUGUACUCCAAACUCGACCUACCCAACUCAGCCCACCUCCUCCUCCGACUCACCUCGAAUCGCUCCGUCGUCACCUGGACCUCCCUGAUCUCCGGCGCUGUCCGUAACGGCCACUUCUCCCUCUCCCUAUCCCACUUCUCCAGCAUGUGCCGCGACGGCGUAAACCCUAACGACUUCACCUUCCCUGUCGCUUUUAAAGCCUCCGGUUGUCUCCGGUUGCCGGUUGCCGGGCAACAGCUUCAUGGGUUGGCAAUUAAAGACGGGCAAAUGGUAGAUGCGUUUGUUGGGUGCAGUGCCUUUGAUAUGUACUGUAAGACGGGGCUUAGAGAUGAUGCUUGUAAGGUGUUCGAUGAAAUGCCGCACAGAAAUCUUGCGACGUGGAAUGCGUGUAUUUCGAAUUAUGUGCUUGACGGGCGGCCUGGUAGUGCUGUGUCUAUGUUUAUUGAGUUUCGGCGAAAUGGUGGAGGGGGUGACGCGAUUACGUUUUGCGCAUUUCUCAAUGCGUGCUCAGAUGCUGAGGAUUUGAAACUGGGGAGACAGUUACAUGGGUUUGUGAUUCAGUACGGGUACGAGGCAGAUGUCUCGGUUGCAAAUGGGUUGAUUGAUUUUUAUGGGAAAUGUCACGAGAUGGGUUGCUUUGAGGUUGUUUUUGGUGGGAUGAGUAGUCGGAAUGAUGUUUCGUGGAGUUCGAUGGUGGCUGCUUAUGAGCAGAAUGAUGAGCAAGAGGAGGCUUGUUUGGUGUUCGUGAAGGCAAGGACAGAAGGCAUUGAGCCAACGGAUUAUAUGGUUUCUAGUGUUUUGAGCGCUUGUGCUGGCCUUGCAGGGCUCGAAUUGGGCAGGUCAGUCCAUGCGCUUGCUGCAAAAGCGUGCGUAGAAAAGAAUGUGUUCGUUGGUAGUGCACUUGUUGACAUGUAUGGGAAAUGUGGAAGCUUAGAGGAUUGUGAGACAGCGUUUCAUGAGAUGGGUGAGAGAAAUUCGGUGACCUGGAAUGCGUUGCUAGGUGGGUAUGCACACCAAGGUCAUGCGGAUAUGGCUCUGGCAUUGUUCCAAGAAAUGACAUGUGGAAUCCAUGAGGUGGGGCCCAAUUAUGUGACCCUUGUGUGUGUAUUAUCGGCAUGUAGUAGGGCCGGGGAAGUGAAAAUGGGAAUGGAGAUAUUUGAGUCGAUGAGAGGAAGGUAUGGGAUUGAACCGGGUAUUGAGCACUAUGCAUGUGUUGUGGACAUACUUGCGCGAGCAGGGAAGGUGGAGGAAGCCUAUGAGUUUAUAAGGAGAAUGCCUGUUCGUCCAAAUGUUUCGGUCUGGGGGGCACUUCUUGGGGCUUGUAGAGUUUAUGGGAAACCAGAACUGGGGAGGGUUGCAGCUGAAAACUUGUUUGAACUUGAUCCACAUGACUCUGGCAACCAUGUAUUGCUUUCGAACAUGUUUGCAGCUUCUGGCAGGUGGGAAGAUGCUAACCUUGUGAGGAAGGAAAUGAAGGAUGUUGGAAUAAAGAAGGGCGUGGGCUGCAGUUGGAUAUCUGUGAAAAACUUGGUCCAUGUGUUCCAAGCAAAAGACACCUCUCAUGAAAUGAACUCAGAAAUCCAGAAAAUGCUUACUAAGCUGAAGAAGGAUAUGAAGUCAGCUGGCUACGUACCCGACACCAAACAAGCCCUCUAUGAUUUAGAAGAGGAAGAGAAAGAAACAGAAGUUUGGUACCAUAGUGAGAAGAUAGCCCUUGCAUUCGGCCUAAUUGCUUUACCUCCUGGAAUCCCUAUACGGAUAACGAAAAAUCUUAGGGUUUGUGUCGAUUGCCAUAGCGCAAUUAAGUUCAUCUCAGGCAUUGUUGGCAGAGAAAUUAUUCUAAGAGACAAUAACCGGUUUCAUCGGUUUAGAGAUAAUCAAUGCUCUUGUAGAGAUUAUUGGUGAUAGUUUGAAAAUCUUUCAUAUAGUUUCUCACAGGUUGUCAAGGUUAUAAAUAACUACCAUGUCGUAUGCCCAGAUUUAGCAGAUUAUAGGAGUUUUAGUGCAUGAAUGAACACCAAUAGAGCUUAAUCUUGGAGAAAAUGUGUUUGGAUGCAAUUUUUUCUUUUUUGAUAGUAUCACAGGGAGUCGAACGCUAGGCAGGUGGGCACAUUCGAACUCGUUUGAUUGCAAACGAGUUGGAGAAUUAAUUUGCAUAUGUAUAUACAGAGCCGCGAAUGUUACUGUACAAUAUAAUUUCAAAUAACAUUGUUAUCUUUUAAAA